AUGGCAGAUGCAAGCUUUAAGAAGGAGUUCCUGGAAACCCACAAUGCCUACAGGGCACAGCACAACGCAAAGCCGCUGACCUAUAAUGACGAGCUGAAUUCUGCAGCUCAGAAGUGGGCAGAUCACCUGCUUAGCAUCAGCUCCAUGGGGCACAGUGACACGAAAGAUGGAGAGAAUGUCUAUAAUAUGUGGAGCUCUGCACCCCUUAACCUGACAGGGAAAGAAGCUGUGGAAUCAUGGUACAAUGAGAUAAAGGAUUACAACUGGGGCAGACCUGGAUUUGCUAGCAAUACUGGUCAUUUUACUCAGGUGGUAUGGGCAGAAAGCACUGAACUGGGCGUGGGUCUGGCCACUGAUGGCAAAAAGGUCUUUGUUGUCGGGCAGUACCGUCCAGCUGGUAACAUGAACAUGCCAGGAUACUUUGAGAAAAACGUCCACCCAAAAGGUAACAUAGAUACAAAGAAGAGUUUUACAUAA
Molecule: messenger RNA, 477 nt
Organism: Scomber japonicus (chub mackerel)
Lineage: Eukaryota; Metazoa; Chordata; Actinopteri; Scombriformes; Scombridae
Product: Golgi-associated plant pathogenesis-related protein 1-like
Exons: 4
Coding region: 1-477 (158 amino acids)
Cellular component (GO): extracellular region
Source: RefSeq, a predicted model, not a curated record